Hydra vulgaris (swiftwater hydra) is the source of this 1426-nucleotide messenger RNA. RefSeq names its product transmembrane prolyl 4-hydroxylase. Gene Ontology annotation, cellular component: endoplasmic reticulum. Gene Ontology annotation, biological process: peptidyl-proline hydroxylation to 4-hydroxy-L-proline. Gene Ontology annotation, molecular function: iron ion binding; procollagen-proline 4-dioxygenase activity; L-ascorbic acid binding. The record is from RefSeq and is a predicted model, not a curated record. Lineage: Eukaryota; Metazoa; Cnidaria; Hydrozoa; Anthoathecata; Hydridae.
AUUUUAUACUAUUUUUAAUUUAGUCAUAUACAAAAAAUUUAGUUAUGAACGUUCCUUUGUUUUUGGUUUUGUUGGUUAUUUGUUCUACAACAUGUAAUAAAUAUACUAAAGAAGAACGUUGCUCAAAAAAUCAAUCGGAUGGAGUUUGUGAAAAAGCAAGCGAGUUUGAGGAAGACGACGAUGAACCUUUCUUUUAUGAAAUAGACGAGAAAUUAGCCGGAAGAGAAAAACUGUUUAAAUGGGAUCCAAUUCGUAAAGGCUAUGAACGAGAAAUUGACUUAGGUGGCGGGGAAGUAGUAAAGAUGGUCACUCAAGCAAUUAAGCCAACUGUGUUCAUCAUAGAUAACUUUUUAACAAUGGAGGAAUGCGAUUACAUUAUUGACAAAUCUCUUCAUUUUGGACUGUCUAGUAGUGGUCUUCAUGUUGAUGAUAAAAUUAAGUUAUCCAAAGAGUAUACAUACGGGCAAGCCACAAACUCAUUUGGAAACUGGUUACAGUGGGAUUUAAAUGGAGAUAGUGUGGUAUCAAAAAAUGAGGUGAUUACUAUGGCUCAACGACAGCUAAAGUUGUAUUUAAAUUCAACUGAUGUAGAUGAAAUUUUUGCUGUUCUAAAGAUGACCGAACUUGAUGAUGGGCUAAUAACAAUAGAUGAGUUUGAAAAAAUGAAUACUGCAGGUAUUGCUGAAUAUAUGAAAGAUUUAAGGGAACAACACCCAAGGUUUCGAGAUCGAUUUAGUGACCAAAUUUGGUUAAAGCAGGAUGAUAUGAGCGAUAGCGUUAUGAAAAGAUUACGAGAGAAGGUAACAAAACUAACGAAUCUUCCUGCAUAUAUCAUAGCUGGUGGAGAACCAUUACAGGUUGUAAGAUACAAACCUUUUGGUCAUUAUCACGCUCAUUUCGAUGCUCAAUCACGUUCAGAAUAUCCUGACUAUCCUUGUUGUCAUUUAGAUUUAGCAUCUCAACCUUUUAAGUGCCGAUUAUGCAGAUUCAUCACAGUUCUGUAUUAUUUGAACGAUGUUGAAGAAGGAGGGGAAACAGCAUUUCCUGUUGCAGAUAAAGAAAACUACAGUCAUGACGAGUUUAAAAAACGUAAAAAUGGAGAUCUUUAUAACUUGAGUGAACAUUGCUAUAAUGCAUCUCUUGUUGUAAAAUCGAAAAAAGGCAGAGCAGUGUUUUGGUACAAUCAUCACUUAGAGGAUGGCUGGUUAGGCGAAAUGGAUUGGUAUUCACUUCACGGUGGAUGUGAUAUUCGUAAAGGAAUAAAAUGGAUUGCAAACAAUUGGAUUGUUGGUCCACCACGCGAGGUUGCUCAUAUGGAUAGUUUAUAUUACUUACUUAACACGCCAGAAGCUCAUUAAUAAUUUUUUUUAUCAAUUUAGUUUUUUGUAGAAGUUGAAAUUAUAUAAAUUACCGUAAUUGUAUUUAA